ACAACAACAACACGGUCAACAACGGUACAACAGCCGGCAGCGAUGGCAUCCUCUAGGACUUACUCAUGCUCUAAAUCCCUAUUGUACAAACUCGCCGAUUGUAAUGCCUGUUUCUUUCCUUUUACCAUCUCCAUUGUCACCUAUAUUCCCCACCCAAUUCCCCCUUUAUCUUAAACUGUAUUCUGACGUGAAAUUAUAAUGGUAGGUAGGUACAGUGCUUUAGAAUGAGGCAAACAAUAAAAUUUGCAUGUUAUUUUGUGCAUCGUAUGGGAGAGCUGACAUUUAAAAUUUAAAUUAACGAGUAUUGGUGUCGCGGCGACGAGUUGAAUCAAAUAUUCGAUAUCGGGGGGCAAGCUUUAAACUCGACCUCAGUGGUAAAAAUAGAAUUAUCUUAUCCCAGUUCAGACUUCCUAGUGUUUAUGUCGAAAGACUGUGGCUGAUGAUACGAGCGGCGAGAGGGGAGAUACGAGCGGUGCUUGGUCCUCGCCAGCUGCUGGCCACAGUUACGCCGUAAACAAUACCGAAAAAUUACACGUUUGACAAAUAUAACAAAGUAAAAACAAGAUUGUUUCCGCAACUAACAACUGGUAUGCACCUAAUAAUUUUAUUUGCCGGACAAUUUGUUGGCGUGACUUCGCCAAUAAUAUAAAAAUGACAAACAAAAGACUCUUAAUAACAGCCUAUCGAUGUACAAUUUUUUCAUCAAUUUAACAAAAGACAUAUAAUCAAGGAAGUGUGGUGACAUUGAGGUUCGAUAUAUAACUGGCAGAGCGGACCACCGGCCGGUACUCAGAACGGCGUCAAAAUGUGUGUCAGGAGGCAACUGCUGCUGUGUACGACGGCCGCGCUGCUGGUGGCAGCGCUCUGCCUGGACGAGGAGAUGGCGGAGCUGGCGCGAAUGCUGCGCGAGAGCUGCGCCGAGGAGAGCGGCGUCGAGCUGCGCCUAGUGGAGGAAGUGAACGCUGGCGCAGCGCUGCCGCCUGACGCCAAGCUCAAGUGCUACAUCAAGUGCGUGAUGGAGACGGCAGGCAUGAUGUCUGCGGGCGCAGUGGACGUGGAGGCAGUAGUGGCCAUGUUGCCUGAUGACAUGCGCGCCAAGACCGAGGGGUCGCUGCGGGCGUGCGGCUCGCGCGCCGGCGCCGACGACUGCGACACCGCGUACAGCACGCAGCUGUGCUGGCAGCAGGCCAACCCGGCCGACUACUUCCUCAUAUAGCCCGCCCUGAGCCGUGCACCACAUUCGCCCCGUAAUAACACACAACCAAUAGUUUACACAUAUCAAAAUCAAACAGCAACAUAAAAAUUAUAAUUAAAGUGCAUCUUAGACAUUGUGUAAUAUACUGCUUGCAUUAAUUACAUCUACACAAUAUGUUAUACUUAAAUGUGAUAUAUAAAUUUUCAUAAAAUUUAUUUCUACUUCCAAGAU
Messenger RNA from Papilio xuthus (Asian swallowtail), 1426 nucleotides. RefSeq names its product general odorant-binding protein 69a. NCBI's taxonomy places the organism in Eukaryota, Metazoa, Arthropoda, Insecta, Lepidoptera, Papilionidae. The record is from RefSeq and is a predicted model, not a curated record. The transcript has a single exon. Bases 806 to 1216 code for a protein of 136 amino acids. Gene Ontology annotation, molecular function: odorant binding.